GCGAGAUAAGCUACGUCUCGAGUGUCACCUACGCAUAGCCUCUUGACGGCGACAGGCCGUAUAUUUUGUAGAUUGGCCGUGCGUAGUGCGUAGCGAAUUGGUCGAGCGUUUUGGAAGGCACGUGGAGGCGUUCGACAGUCAGUCGAACUAGAACGUUCAGAGAAUAAAGGUCGUAAACGAAACCCUUGUCUUUUUGUCCUACAGCUUCAGAAGUGGGAUCGUACAUCGUUUUGCUGUUUUCGGAACGUUCAUUAUUGUUUGUGUCGUUGUAACAGUCACGGUUUCGUUUUGUCGUUUCCGGAAGCUUUGUGCGGACUGCUAUCGACGAAAUGGAUUUGAAUUGGAUACGUUCGACUCAUUUGAAUUUGAACUUGUGUGGACGGAACAUUGAAGUUUUGAAUUGAGGUGCUUGUAACUGAAUUGUGACUUUGUGUUUUGACUUCCUGCGGUGAUUUGGAUAUUUACUAGUCGCCAUGGGUGAAGACCGCGUGCCAUUUUUGAAUUCGUGCACAGUGCAACAGUUGAAGGAAUUUGCAAAGCGGCUGGGUAUUCAUACGAGUGGUUCGAAGGCCGAGUUGGUUGCUAGACUUGCUGUUAUUGAUGAGGCUUCUUGGAAAACGAUACCAGAGGGUACCGGCCGGUCGGCUGGUCUACCAAGGUUGGAGGAUGCGCCCGAAUCAGCGGUAUUUGUGCCGCCGGAAAAUCGAGGUGAAUCUUUUCAGCCGAGUAACGAGGCUUCGGCAAGUUACCACCGGGAUGUGGCCGGCGGUGAAUGCAGUGAUGUGUCGGAAUUAACGCGCCGCGAACUAGAGUUGUUGCGGCGGGAAAAAGAGGUGCUCGAGCGUGAGGUGAGAAUGUUGCGAGGAAGCGUGGACGUUACCACCCCCGCGACAGGUGCUGGAAGUCGGGUUUCGACGAUUGGAAUACGUGCGAUCGCCGAUCUUUUGCCGGACUUUAGUGGGGAAAAGGAUGGGUUUCAAAAUUGGAGGACCCAACUUGAGCUUCUUCGCACGACGUACAAUAUCGAUGAACUAACAAUGAAAGUGUUGAUCAGUUUGAAAGUUAAGGGAAAGGCUCAGGCCUGGUUUCACUCGCGACCGGCGCAUCUGCAACUCGGAGUUGCUGAGUUGCUUGAGAGCAUGGAUCGCAUGUUUAACCAGCGUCCAAAUAAAUUGAAGCUACGUAAAGACUUUGAGAGGCGUAAGUGGCAGCCAAACGAAUCCUUUGCGGAUUACUUUCAUGCGAAAACGAUAUUGGGAAAUAAGGUGCCAAUUGAUGGUGACGAACUUGUUGAUUACGCUAUUGAUGGCGUGCCAGAUGUUCGUUUACGUAACCAAGCUCGUCUGCAACGUUUCAAGACACCGGAAGAUCUGUUGGAAGGGUUCGAGAACUUGUCACUUGGCCCUGAACCGAGGGAAUACGAAUGCCGACGGGAGGAGAAGAAGGACAGUACGGAGAAGAAGGACAGUACAAAACUGUCUACGAGAGGAGCGGCUGUGUCGACGCGUCGGAAUAAUGGUGUACGGUGUUAUAAUUGUUCGGAGACAGGUCAUUUUUCGAGUGCGUGUCCACGACCAGCGACGCGGGAAAGAGGGUCAUGCUUUGGAUGCGGCAGUACACAGCAUGGGAUUCGAGAUUGUCCGAAGGGAUCACCAAAACCACCAGCCCUAGGAAACACGACCAACAUUGUUGAGGCGGAUACGAAGAUUGCUCCGUACGUAGUAUCGUUGUCAUACGCAGUGGCGGAUGGACUUGGUAAUGUUUGCACUUCUGAUGUUGUCGCGAUGAUAGAUUCAGGUUCUCCUAUUAGUCUAAUCAAAGAGGAUUUUGUUCCUCUUCGCGCGCGAAAACCCAUUGCUGAGGAUAGUAACACGUUUUACGGCAUUAACGGAUCAAAAUUAAAUGUUUUGGCGUUAUUUCCUACUGAUUGUACUGUUAAUGAUGUUUCGGUAAAUCUUAACUUUUAUGUAGUACCCGAGGGCACGAUGAAUUGUGUCGCAUUGUUGGGAAGAGAUUUUAUGGCGUCUCCUCAUAUUUCUUUAUCGUUAUAAGAGACCGCGGUAGUUUCUAAGGUAAAUUGUAA
This is a messenger RNA of Osmia lignaria (orchard mason bee), 2083 nucleotides long. The record is from RefSeq and is a predicted model, not a curated record. Lineage: Eukaryota; Metazoa; Arthropoda; Insecta; Hymenoptera; Megachilidae.